Messenger RNA from Dermacentor albipictus, 2685 nucleotides. NCBI's taxonomy places the organism in Eukaryota, Metazoa, Arthropoda, Arachnida, Ixodida, Ixodidae. The record is from RefSeq and is a predicted model, not a curated record.
ACAUGUUAAGCAAGAAAGCGAGCAGUCGAGCGAGGCAGCGGUGGGGCGCUUGCGACCGCUUGGUGGCGGCUCGGUGACUGGGUAUAGGCAGCUGACUUUGUAGGCCGGUUUCGACGAUAUUUGCCAACAGCUGCGAGCUUGCUGAUCCCGACGAAGCGGAUGUCAUAAAUGUUACAGUUUUUGCACGGAUUCGUACGUGUGGAGGGCGGCGACGUUGACCGAGUAGCGAGCACUAUGAACGCCUGAAAAUAUGGCAGACUGCCGACGUCCAAGAGACAUGGUGGCAAGGGAAAGCCGCCCUCAACACAUCCAGGGACCGCAGGGAGCAGCCGGAGACAAUGGGGUAUCGCAGAUUGCCCACUUUUAUCAAGAUCAAGUGGUAUUUAUCACAGGAGCAACCAGUUUUAUCGGAAAGGUUCUGCUCGAGAAAUUGCUGCGAUCUUGCCCUGUUAAGCGGAUCUACCUUUUGAUACGCAGCAAGCAUGGCGUCGAAUCUGACGCGAGGCUGGAAGCUAUGCUCCGUUCUGAAAUAUUUCAGCGAAUCAGAGUAGAAGUGCCCGAUGCUUUCGGUAAAGUGAAGGCAGUUGCUGGUGAUCUGGCUCAGCCAGACCUGGGAUUAAGUGAAACUAGCAUGCACACCCUAGUGGAUGAAGUGUCGGUCGUCUUCCACUUGGCAGCCACAGCCAAACCCAGUGAAACGUUCAAACAGGCGGUCCAGCUGAAUGUUUUGGGAACACGGCGUACGGUGGACAUCUGUAAACAAAUGCGAAACCUCUGUGCACUUGUUCAUGUCUCAACAGCAUAUAGCAACUGGGGCAAGAGGGAUGUUCACGAGAUGGUCUACCAACCACCAGUAGAAGCAAACAAGGUUAUCGAAGCAGCUCAGUGUGCCGACGAGAAGACAACUAAGCUUGUUAAGAAAUUUUUAUUUGGGCAGCCAAAUAAUUUCACUCUGACAAGUGCUGUAACUGAAUCACUACUGCUGGAUGAGCGCGGACAGCUGCCUCUUGCUAUAGUCCGCCCCUCCAUUGUCACUGCAUCGUGGAAAGAUCCCUUCCCGGGGUGGAUAGACAAUCGGAACAGCUGCACUGAUGUCAUCGUGUCGCUAGGUUUUGGUUUGCUACCAUCAGUAUUACUGGGAAAAAACUGCGUCGCAGACCUCAUUCCGGUUGACGUUGUAGCCGAUACGCUCAUAUGCGUUGCCUGGCAGAUCGCCACGACUAGGCCAACGUACCUGAGAGUGUACAACUGUACUAGCGGUGCAUUACAACCACAUACGUGGGGCGAGGUGAUCAAGGAAUUACGGAGAACGAUGAUGCGUAACCCUCUGUCGAGCAGCUGUGGCUUCCCCAGCUUCGUGGUGACCAGCAGUGCAGCCUUGCAUCGUCUCACUCUGUACGGCCUUUGUUUGGUGCCUGCGUUCCUAGGAGACAUGGCCUUGCGCAUAACUGGACGGCAACCCAGUUUUGCUGCUCGUUGUGACAAGGCCAUAAACGCCAUGAAAUCCCUGCAGUUCCACACCACAAACAGCUGGCUGUUUCGAUCAAACAACGUCGUGGGGCUGAUCAACGACCUCUCUCCUACGGACAAGCAGUUGUUCAACAUUGACGUUCGGAAGUUGGAGUGGUGCCAUUACUGGGAUCAGUACAUACAAGGAAUCCGCAAGUUCAUCUUCAAGACCGGCGAUGCAGAACUUCCAACUGCACGAAAGCACUUUGGGCGGCUCGACGCCAUGCGCUGGUUCUGGUACUUGGCACUGGCCGUUCUUGCGUGGCGACUUGCAGUAACGCCGAAGGCUUGGGACACCUACGGCUCAGUACGUGUCCUUGCCGCGGGACUCGACGACAUGAUUGGCUUCCCGCGGUUGCUGUGAUUCUCGCCAUCACACACAAAAAAAAAGACUUAAAAGAACGUGGACAGCCAUACACUGUGGGCAAAGCGAAGAAUAUAUGUUCUCAAGACUAAGGUUACGGAGUAGCACGACGCCGGUUUGCUAUGGUGGUGAAUUCGAUAGCUUAGGUACGCUUCCGCGCACUCUCUACCAGACAUUUCGCAGUCCAUAAGUGAGCCUCAGUGUAUCACGCUAGGCUCUUUGGCGGGCGCUCCAUAUGACCUCUGCUGCUCUAAAGUUCAUGAAGUAAGGAAGACUCCGUCCCUCACCUCAAGAGUUUCGCAUGCGAAACUACUGCAACGCAAGGAAAACUAACCCGUUCAUCGUCGCAACGACUUUGAAAGCAGAGUAGUAGGUCCGCUUAAUACAAACGAGCUUAGCCUUGCCCACUUCUCAAAGGUUACUAAAAUAUAUUCUGUAAAACAUCGUUUCGGCUUACCGCGGUGUUCAAUUCUAUGUUCAUUAUCACAAAUACGAUAAUUUAAUAAAAAUUUCGGCACCCAUAGGUAACUUUUCAUGAACAAACUUCUUGGCGGUGUGGGCCUUAGCAGUCAUUGGGAUCUGUAGGUCUAAUUUGGAGUGAAGAGUCCCACAACGGCUAUCAAAAUAAUGUUGAGCGCAAGUUGCAAGCAAAGAUGUCUAUCAGCUCGGAGCUUUCUUCUUCCUUCAAUACUUCUAACAAAUUCAGCCUUCUCGCAACAGCUGCACGAAAGUGCAAUGGACAAAGCGCUUUUGUUUCAUUACUAAUUCGAUCAAAACGUAUUAUAAAUUAAAUCUUUCUGGUGAAACGGUUC